GCUCUUGAUUUCCUGCAAGGGGAGUGGACCAAUGCACAGAAAGCCGGCGAGACCUACGUCGUCGCUGGCGCGACCAUCCGCAUCGACAACGCAAAGGGGUCUCGGACCUUCCAGAACUGGCUCGUCUGGGAGGAGAGAUGGCACACUUUCAAGUGGGGCAAGUCGGGACGCUACUACCUCGACAAAUUCAGACCCCACGACAAGGAAGUGCAGUGGACGUUCUACGGCACAAACGGCGGCGGCAAGUCAUUCCGAUGGAAGCGCGACGAAAGCCCUACGACGAGAAAUGAACAGAGCCAGGAGACCGAAUCCGUGCGGACAACAGGGCCCGCACAGAAUGGAGCGGAGGUCUUAGCCCUGGCGCCACGUCCGAAGCCCCGGCCGAAAAGAAAGGCUGAGCGGCCAGCUGAGGAGACGGCGGAGGAGGACUCCGCGGCCCAGGCCGAGCUGGCCGAGCUGGAGCCCCAAGAGACCGAAGAGACCGAGCUGGCGGCCGAGGCGGCCGAAGGAGACGCUGACGUCAUCGACCUUGAGGGCGAGGAGGCCACGGCCACGGACGAUGUCGAAGCUCCCACUGCCGACCCGGAAGCUGCCGAAGCGGAAGUUACAGACACAGCGGCCGAAGAUGACGAUCUCCUCGGGGCAGAUCCAGGUUGGGAGAAGGAACGGUUGAUCGCAAGAAAGCUUCUCGCCCAGG
Symbiodinium necroappetens is the source of this 697-nucleotide messenger RNA. Lineage: Eukaryota; Dinophyceae; Suessiales; Symbiodiniaceae. The record is from the annotation of a GenBank genome assembly.